AUGCCGCUAACAGAUGUUGGAGAGCAAAUGAGCCGGCGUGAUCGUAGGAGGCUGACCGACAGCCGUGGACCCGAAAAUCAAUAUGUGCAAGAGUUGACGCGGCGCGAGCGGUUUGAGCGAAGAGCAGGGCAUGUUUCUAUCAUGGAACAGGAAAUUGAUGUCUCGGUUGAUAUCGGGUGGAUGGAUCUGAUAGAGAACAAUGCCGACUUUAUGGAGUAG
This is a messenger RNA of Grosmannia clavigera kw1407, 219 nucleotides long. RefSeq lists its product as uncharacterized. The transcript has a single exon. The coding region runs from base 1 to 219 and encodes 72 amino acids. The record is from RefSeq and is a predicted model, not a curated record. NCBI's taxonomy places the organism in Eukaryota, Fungi, Ascomycota, Sordariomycetes, Ophiostomatales, Ophiostomataceae.